UUUUACAUUUUCGUGUUUCUUUUUUCUCUCUGGUCUUCCCUUUAGGUUACUCAUGUUUACCGCUCAAUGCACAAUAGCCUACAACUAUUAUAAGACACACUUUUCGUGGGAAAUAUUUCAACCCAAAGUAACAUUAAUUUCAAAUCAUUAUCCUUAAUGUUUAUUAGUUGAUAUGGUAAUUUUAUUGUUACCAUAAAUCUUUUCUGCUUUCAUUUCUGUUGGACUCUUUUCCCAUCUUAAACUUGAAUUUUAACAAUCAAUUGUCUACUUAAUGUAAAAGUCUAUGUGUUUAUGUAAACUAAUGUUUCGUUCUGGUCUAUCUUGUUUCCAUUAAUCAUUAAGGUUGGGCUAAAUUAGAUAACAAAUGGCACUUGAAUGGUUAACUUUUGACAACAAGUAAUCAACAAUUGAGGUAACUACAAGUCAAAAUUUUUCAUCCUUGUUUAUGGUUUUGAUGGCGAUUAAGGAGAUGAUGGAGAUGAUAAUGAUGAUUUGGGCCAUCAAAAGGAGAUAGGUGAUGUUAGGUGUAUCAUCAUAUUAAUAAAAAAGCUGAAAUUAGACUCUACAAAGGUUACUUUAAUGGCGCCCAAGGUGAACCAAACAGCCAUUCCAAUGGACCAUUGAAAAUCCUAAAAAUAUACAUGCCAAGAGAGAGGAACCUUACAAACCCAGUAAUCUUCUUUUUCUUCCUACAGUCAUCAUCAUCUUCAUCAUCUUCUUCUUCUUGUCUUUCUUUCUCCCUUAAAAUACACAAAGAUGUUGUAAAAAAGAAUGAGGAAGACAGAGAAGAAAGAAAUGUAUAGAAAAGGAUCCGAUGCACCUUAAAAAGAGAAAGAAAAUUAUCAAGAAGCGUUUCUUAGCCUAGCGCAAAUAUUCAUCAUCAUACUCUCAGUUUUGAACCAGUCAAAUCCAGGGCGAAAAGAAAGAGAAGAAAGUGAAAUAGCAAGUAAAGAAAGAGAGAAACGACCAGCUUUCUUUCUUGUUAUUAUUUCUAUACAGUCCCUUCAUUUAUCCUCAAGCUGUAACUUUACUUCUGUUUCAACUUCAACUACUUUUACUGACUUUAUUUUUUUGUCUUGUUUAUUGUAAUAAUCUUUACCUUUAAUCAUUUAAUUAUUGAAAAAUGAAUCACUUUACUUGAUUUAACAUGUUAUUAAAUUAAUCAUCUUCUAUUCUUUACAAAUCUUAACUUUUCUACAUAAAAUGUCAAUGGCUGCCGUUGGUUCACUUUUUGGUUAUUUUAACAUCAUCAUCUUCUUACCCAACAAACUUGUUGAACAAAGUGACUUCAGUUCGCCUUUCUUUUUCUAAGUUACCCUGUUUUUAGUUACAUAUUUUUCUUUUCUCACCAAUUUUUUAACUAUCAUCACUACUUUUUUAAUACCUAGUGCUUUUAUUUGAGUGUUUUUAUCAUGAAAUGGAUCUCCGAUUGUGGCUAUGGAUGAUUGUAUCUUUUAUUUUGUUACCUUUGACUGUUACCCGUCGUCCAAAAAACCAUAACUCUCGGCGGGGUCUCUUGGCUGAAGUACAGUCUGAGAUGGUUCCUUAUACCGAUAAUAGAGCUAUUCUUAAAUGUAUUACUUCACCAAUGGCCUCCAUUGAAUGGCUUUUUGACGGAGAUUUAAUCGAUGAUACAGAUCAACGUUUCACUCGAGAAAAGGAUAAACUUUUCGUUCACUUCAACAGGAUUGCCACAACAAAAUGGUCAGAAAAUCCAUUCAAAUCGCGAAUGUUUCAAUGUAAAGCUACUCUUAAUACGGAAACUGUUAUAAGUGAACCUGCUAAAUUAAUUAUUACAUUUUUAGAUGAUUUUGCAUCUCAAAAUGAUUCAAUAAUUAAUACAAUCCAAGGAAAUACGGCUGUGAUAUCAUGUAAACCUCCGAAUAGUAUGCCCAUUGCCAUCAUUGAAUAUUACUUUAAUCAAACUCUAAUCAGCAAAUCAAACGAUCAUUACUUGUUAAGCAAUUCUGGGAAUUUGCAAAUUUUAAACCCUUCAGUUUCUGAUUCUGGAAUUUACAGAUGUGUUGCAUUCAAUGCCUUUCUCCGAGAAAGAAAAAAUGCUUCGUGGACAAUCGAACUUAACGUGAAACCCUCUCAUCGUUCCAAAGUCGAUGCUCAUCAAAUCUAUUCGUCCAUAAAUGAUAAUAGUGCCAAAAAUUUUGUUUAUUUUGUGAUUAAGCCAUCAAUCGAAACUAAAGCUGUGAUGGGAAGUAAUAUAACUUUAGAGUGUGUUGCUGGUGGUAUUAAGCCACCUAAGAUAACAUGGUUCAAGAAAAGAAACAACGAAUUAGAAUCUCUGAAUAUGAAAAACUCACGCCAAGUUGCCGGUAAUUUAAUUUUGAUGACUGUAGAUGAAAAAGACUCUGGUACUUAUGUUUGCCGAGCAACAGUUGAUGAUUCCACAAUUGAAGCAAGCACUUUCGUCGAUGUACAAAUGACACCUCGUUUUGUUAAAAGCUUGAAAGAUCUUUCAGUCGUUGAAGGAAAUGAUUUUACAUUGGAAUGUCAAGCCAAAGGUAACCCAAAACCUAGGAUAAAUUGGUUUUUCAAUGGUAAAAGCUUGAACUCCUUCAAAGAUAAACCACCUAGUUUUAACUUUGAUUCAAUCGCUGUUGAGCAAAACACUGUUUCAUUUUCUGAAGACUUUUCUAAAUUGAAUAUAAAGGCUGCUCAAUCAUCCAUUCAUGCUGGAAUUUAUCAAUGUUUUGUUUCAAAUGAAUUACUUAAUAGUGAUUUUAAAUCAACUUAUUCUCUUGCUCGUGUUGUAAUCCUACGUCCAGGAGAAAUCGGUCCAUCAAAACCCUCUCAUCAUGGUAAUUCAGGUAAAUCAACUGAUCUAUCCAAUUUGAAUACCAACAAUGAAGAUAACUUUCAAGGAAUUACUGUAAGACCUUACGAGUCAAGUAGGAAACGUCCAAGUGAAAUCAUGAUACCUCCUUCCAAACCCAAGAUAGUUCGACUGUCUGACGAUUCAGUAAUGGUUCAUUGGGAAAUAUCUAACAAACCUAGUUUAGAGAUAAGCUUUUUCAAAGUUCAAUACAAGGAAAUGGCCAAGAAAAGUCGCUGGAAUACUUGGGCUGAGGAUACGCCUCCAUUCAUAACAUCUCAAAAAAUUACUGGACUUGUACCGGACGCUAAAUAUCGAUUCCGAGUAACUGCUGUUUAUGUCAACGACGAUAACAGGGAAAGUCCAGCUUCUGAUAAAUUUCAUCUUAUUCGCACUAGUAUGCUCAAGAAACCUAACGAACCACCAACAAUCAAAGCUGUCACUCCACGAAGUCCAACUUCAAUUGAGAUAUUUUGGGAAAAUCAUAGAGAAAUUGCAACCUCUAUUGAAGGAUUCUUUAUCCAUUAUCGAGCUACCUCAUCUGCAGGAGAAUAUUUUCAAAUUACUGUUCUCGGGUCAAAUAAGCUCAGUCAUGUUAUUCAUAAUCUUUCUCCAGCAACCUCUUAUGAAUUUAAGAUUCAAUGUUUCAACUCUGCCGGUGUUUCAGAUUUCUCACAGAUUUUGACCGCUGCAACACUUGAGGAUCCAAUAUCAACAACAACUGAAAUGACAAAUGUUAUCAAGGGUCUUGAUAAAGUUCUUGAUUCCCGAAUUGACAAUAACACUGAUAUUUUCUUUAUAAUUGUUGGCAGUGUUGGAGGAUUCGCUUUGAUUGUAUUUAUUGUAUGUUGUAUUAUUCAAUGUAGUAAUCGAUUUAAACAAACACCUCAGCGCAAAAAAGAUGGCCAAAUAAUUCAACGAGUUAAUGGUGAGAUCAAUAAUGGAUCUCUUUUGCAUCGCACAAUUCCAUCAUUGGAUGAUUACAAGAAUGAAAGUGAUACUCUCUCAUCUCAUCCAGACAAAUCAAGCAUCAACAAUGUAACAGCAUCCAUCAGCAAUGACCACUUUCCAAUUUACCAUGAAGAAGUUAAAGAAAAGAAAAAUUAUCAAACCAAGACAUAUAUGAUAGAUACAUAUUGUGAAGACUCUUAUGGCUCUCGAACGGGAAGCUGGAGUCGAAAGAGUCGGAAAAAAUGUUAUGAAGCUGAAGCAGGAUUGAAAUUAAUUACCUCUGCUUCUUCGCACAAUAGUUUACCACGAAAAUAUUUGUAUGAAAAUGAUAAUAUUCCAAGUACACUGGAACGAAGACGUCAAGCCUUUAAAAGUGAGGAACAUCUUAAAUGCUCUUUGAAUGCUCGCAUCCAUUCAAAAAGCAGUAGCUUCACCAGACUUGAUGGAACAUUAGAACGUAAAAAGAGACGGACCGCUACUCCAGUCGCUUCACCCCAGCCUCCACCGAUUCCUGAGAGACAAAUAAAUAUCACAGGUCAUCGUUCAUUGAGCUCUUCUCGUUUAAAUGGAUCUUUAGAAAAGAGGAAAAAAUCUCGACCCGACUAUGGUAACACCAAUACCAAUAAAAAUGGUACCAAAUCAACUGAAAGUAAAAUGAAUUCUUACAAUGGAGCAAUCUCUCAUUUAAAUACUAAACCUCCUUUGCUAAUUAUGCAAAGCACUUGUUAAUUUUAACCCUUCAUCACCUCUUUUUGUACUUACUUAAACAAAACGACAUUUUGUCAAAUCUUUUUUUAUCCUUUUGUAUAUUUGUCAUAUGUAACUUUUUUUCUGUGAAUAAACUUUUUUAGUAUCUAGACAAUCAACU
Messenger RNA from Tetranychus urticae (two-spotted spider mite), 4646 nucleotides. Lineage: Eukaryota; Metazoa; Arthropoda; Arachnida; Trombidiformes; Tetranychidae. The record is from RefSeq and is a predicted model, not a curated record.